GAAGCCUAGAACUUAGAAGCCUUUGCUUCCUAAUGAUUGAAGCAUGCAAGAACAGUUUGUCUCAAGGACGUCUACGAGGGCUGUCAUCAUGGCGCCUCAGCAGCCGCAGGUGCCAGUCACAUCUGCCUCGAUCUACAGCAGCUCAUGGCGCAGAGGCUCCCAGGCUGCUAAUGCUCUGAACUAUUAUCCUGCAGCAGACCACACAACGCACGUCUCUGAGGCCUACGUACACGAGACUAGUUUUGGGAAUGGUGCGCUUAACGCCGGUGCAUUUGCAGCGUUCGGUGAUGUCGGCGAACUGCCAACUUGCCAGCUCGGUAAUCUUCCUGGAUACAUACAUGACUUUCGGUAUGCUAACAAUAAUACCCUAGAGAGAACACAAGGGGGAUUUAUGCCUACCGCCAUCGUAAGAGAUCAAUGGGAUGCCGAGCAUGGCAACGAGGUACCUAUCGCUCAAGGAAGAUUCCAGUCCGGAGUCCCAAUGCAGGGCCACGAACCUGGAACGAGUCAAGGGACUCACGAAACCGAAAUGACUCAAGGAAAUUAUGAAAUGGAACGUCAACAAGAGUAUAUAUUGACUCACGAACCGACACAAGUCACUGGUGCAUACGAACCUGGUGGCUUCCAGUUCACUCAUGUUACUGACGCUGCCUAUAGCAAUUUUGAGUGUACCGCUUUGUCAUAUCAGCCUGGAAUAUCAAGAAAUUAUUUAGAACCUGUGAACCUAACUGGAGUCUUCGAACCUCCAAAUUAUAGUCUCCAUGGAACAGGUGUAGUCAAUGGAUCGUCUCUACCUAGACUUACCUCAACGUCCCAAGUGCCUCCUGCAGCUCCACGAUUCUCCGAACACGAACGGCUCUCUUAUAACCAGAUCACGGAAGCUGGAAUCUCCUCAUUUGCUGAUGACGAUCGACUUGCACAAUCUCAGCGAAUUGAGAGUGCAGCUGAAUCUACCCAGUACGUUCAAUACGAUAUUCCGGGUGUAGAUGAAGAGUAUCAAAUUAAUGAAGAAUUUCAACAAAAUAUAAAUAAUGACCGAAAGCGUAAGAGAUCCACAGCUGAAGAAUGUUCCGCUCAGGACGGACAAAAUUAUCAACAUGAUACAAGAGCAGACACUGGCAUGACAUAUACAGAAAACGUGACGGAAAAAAUUGUUAAUCUUGAGAGAGGAAACAACCGAACUGAAUAUGCUUCCUCGUCUGUGGUGCAGUGCUCAGAAAACAUCAUCCGAUCUCACGUACCGGAGCCCCCAAGCCGCUGCACUGAUGCCUUACAUAUAUGCACUGCGGCUCCUACUGAAGAAGAUGUCCCAUACAUUGCGGCCCCUACUGAUGGGGGUGUCCCAAAGUCUGGGUCUUCUGGUCAGCUAGCCCCGCCGAGCAAAGAUCCACGGGACGCCAAAGACAUUAAGCGUCUGGGCGCGUCGACCCCUACCUAUGACGGCAAGGCUGUGCUGCCUCCCAUCCCCUUGAGUGCCAUCAAACCUGCGUCCCGAGACCGCGGGCCGUACAACCCUAUAAGCAGCAGCAUCUCUAGCGGCGCCCGAGGCGAGGAGUCCAGAAACAACAUCGCUACAGAACACAACAUUCAAGAAAGUAGCAGUGACGGUGGUAAAUUUCAUACCCCACAUGCUGUGGGCAUGAGGUUACCUCGUGCUACUCCCGGUCAAGGAGAUAGUUUGGUAAAUCGCUCCUCUUCAGUAAACAAUACAGAGGGAAUUUCCACAAAGCGUCAACCAUAUUCUGCCUCUGAUACAGAGGAGUCCCGCGAGCAAAAGUAUGCGAAAUUCGCUGGUUACAAUACCAUAUCAGACGGCACGAGAACGUCGCUGUUUUCUGAUGCUGCCCUGCACGCUGCCAUGGCCACACCAUGUGCUGUUGCCUAUCGAAAGUCAUCUUCGUCAGGGGGUUUGGGUUCCUCUUCGUUUUCGUCGGGGCAAGUGCAGCUAAGAAUCACUCCAAACGCUGGGCUCACGGCCCAUAAGCCUGCAGGUUCAACUUCAAAUUCAUCAGACAAGCCCGCGUUUCUUGCAUCGAUCGCUUCAUUCAAGACUUCCAUCCGUAACGCCGCUCUUAAAACUCCCACGAAUCCAUCAUCUGAUUCGUCGGGUUUUGGGCUUGGAGGCUUAUUGUCUGGGUCUGCAUUAUGUAACCAAAGGUCUGGUUUGCGAACUCCCAGCUCCGCACUACGAACUCCAGGAUCUGGAUUACGAACUCCCAGCUCCAUGGUACGAAACUCGGGGUCUGGGCUGCGUACUCCAGUUUCUGGAAGGCGUACUCCGGCUUCCGGUAAACGCACUCCAGGUUCUGCCAGAAUGCCAGGUGGAUCUGCUAGAACUCCCGGAUCGACAAAAGAUGACGAAGAUAGCGUCCAGCCUGCAACUGUUGUCGUGUUGAUGGAGGGCGCGGGGCAGGCGCGCUACACCGUCGGCGUGGCGGCCCUGGAGCUGCGGCAGCCACGCCUGCGUCUCGAGCAGUUCUCGGACACNGGGCAGGCGCGCUACACCGUCGGCGUGGCGGCCCUGGAGCUGCGGCAGCCACGCCUGCGUCUCGAGCAGUUCUCGGACACUCAGACCUACAGCCUCACCCUGGCCCUGCUCAGCGCCCUCAACCCAGUGCAGGUCCUGGUACCGAGCACCGGAGUGGGCAAGGGCGUGGGCAAGGCCGUGAGUGAGUGGGCGAGUGGGGCGAGCGUGAGCAGCGUGCACAGGCGCUACUUCAGGGAGGACCUCGGUCUCUCCACCGUCAGGAGACUCGCCACACCGAGCUGCCUCGCCGCCCUCGUGCACCUCGACGACAAGCAUCUGUGUUUGGCGUCGGUGGCGGCGCUGCUGCGCUACGUGGAAAACCUCCAGAACGUCACCUACGCCCCUGCCAGCCUGCACGUCACCUACGCUGUGUCGGACCACACCAUGCUCAUAGAGUGGAGGUCGUGCACGGAACUGGAGGUGGUGCGGGCGCUGGACGGCGGGUGGCGGCACUCGCUGUUCGGGGCGCUGCGCCACACCAAGACCUGCGCCGGCACCCGCCUCCUCAGAGCAUCCCUUCUGCAGCCGUACGCGGGGCUGGAUGCGAUCGAGCGUCGUCUGGACACGGUGCAGUACCUCACUGAGAACCCUGCACUGCUGCAGUCCAUCCAGAGUGUGCUUGGGCGCUUCCCAGACCUGGACUGGCUCCUGACGAUGUGCUCUCACCAACUCAAUGAGGAGAGCGAGGAACGCAGCGAGCAGCGCCUCAGUUACGUGCUGGGGCUGAAGUCUACGCUGGAGCUGCUGGAGGGGCUGUGUGUGCUGCUGGAGGGCGCCACGGACCCGCAGCUGCAGGCCAUCAGGCAGGCGGUGACGGGUGCAGACGUGCGCGGGAUAAGUGAGGUGCUGAGUGGCGUGCUGCACGAGGACGCGCGUCAUGUCAAGGGCGCCACGGCCAUGAGGAUCCAGCGCUGCUUCGCCAUCAGGAGCAACAUCAACGGCCUCCUCGAUGUCGCCAGGAAGAUUUACUCGGAGCUCAUCGACGACAUUACCACUCACGUGUCGGAGGUGUGUGAAGAGCAUCGCGUGGUGGCACGUGUAGGGCAGACCGUAGCGCGUGGCUUCCACAUCAUCAUCCCUACGCCGCCCCUGCAACCUGCGCCCAAGCUCCCUCCGAUCUUCAUGCAGGUGCAGAAGACGCGGGGCGCGGUGACGUGCACGACAGAGCUGCUCUACCAGCUGGACCAGCGUGCCAGGGACAGCCUCAGGGAGAUCCUCGUCAUGAUAUUUGAUGACAUGGAACCGCGCGUGGACCUAGGCGUUAUAUGCGACGUGGCUGACGAUGUGUAUGACGUGUUACCGUCGCAGGAUCUUGACGUUAUAUACGACGUGGCAGACGAUGAGAUGAGCGCAAGUGAACGCGUGCUGCUCAUCACAGGACCGAACAUGAGCGGCAAGAGCACCUACCUGCGUCAGGUGGCCCUCCUUCAAGUGCUUGCUCAGAUGGGAAGCUUCGUGCCAGCGGCGGCAGCAACGCUACAGGUACGCAAGAGCCUCUUCGCCGUGCUCGGCUCGCACGACUCCAUCCAGAAGGGAGCCUCCACCUUCCAGAUGCAGAUGAUGGAGGUGGGAGCUAUUCUGCAGCAGAGUGACCAUCGAUGUCUGGUCGUGCUGGAUGAGGUCGCUUCCAGGACCAACGCUAGCGAGGGUGCCGCCCUUUGUUGGGCCAUCGUUGAGGCCCUCAUCAAGACCCGGGCCUCUGUACUCCUGGCCACUCACUUCUCUGCUCUCACCAACAUGGCGAGACUCUACCCUCAGAUAAGAAAUCACCACUUUGCGACCUGCGCCUCGGAGGGCGGGAAGCAUCACCUUCGUCCCGGCGUGACGCCCCGAAAGAACUACGGUCUCGCCGCUGCCUCCGUCAGCGCCUUGCCGCCCACCGUCGUCCAAAGCGCCGUCCGGAUCAGCCAAACGCUGCUGCAGCCCUGCGACUCGGGCGAGUCGUUGAGUCUGUGUCCGGCUGCCGAGCGCUACGUGGCAGAGCACAAGCUGGCCCACAGGCUCAUCAAGCUAGCCAGGGAAAUGGUCCAGUCCGGCACCCUUAAUCCCCUCCACGCAGACAGUGAAGGCAGGAGUCAUCAUGCAUCAGAUGCGAGCCACACUGUCGACACGAACAUUAUUAUUGAUAAAAACAGUGUGCGGAACAGUGGAGAGCAGGAAGGAUGCAGUUCAGAGAUGAGAGGAUCGACUCCCGAGGCAGUACCCAUGAGCAGUGACGAAAACUGUAUCUCUGCUUCAAACGUGGAAAGAACUCCUGUUGAAGGUUUGAACAAAGAUAGUGAAACCGAAGUCAAGUUCAGGAACCGAAUACAGCGAACAGAAGAAUCUGGAGAGGCUUUGCAACACGCAAGAGAAGUUACAGAAACAGAAGAAACUUCGCCAACGAAUGUACGAAAUUCUGCCGCUACGAGUGAUAUUGGAAAUGACCAGGACGUUGAGCUCAACUCUGAUAGCGAUGCCACGGUCGUCUGGAGCGAAGAAGAAGAGGAUACGUGUGCACGAGUAAAGCCAUAUCGUGCCAGACAGGAAAGGAAGCCUGAAACCAAGACUAGCCAGUUUGAAGUUCAUCCUGCAAAUGCUAACGAUUCCGAGAUCUCGAAAUUAGAAACUCGAGAGAAUGGACACCACUCCACGGCUGAGAAGAAUGGAGGUGACAAUGUCCCAAACGAGCCGAGGCUAAUAGCUGAAAAUUAUUCCAAUUAUGAGGUCCGUCACUCUGUGCAGGUUGCAGGCACGGAUAGUGACGAAUAUUUUCUUCAAGACAAUGACGUCGGUGAAGAGAUUCACAGCUCGAGGGAUGGCACAACAAGACUGGAUCCUCGCGCGAAAAGUAUGUUGUUUUCCAGUAUUCCUGAACGUAACUCAGAAAACUUGUCCUCUAUUCAAUCGCAAGAACUUCACCCAGAUCGUUCACCUGUUGCUGUGCCAAAAAUAGUCGAAAUGAAUCGAGAGCGCUACAAUGAAAGUGAAACUGGUGAGUUGGCUGAGAAGCCUGACGCCAUCAACGAGCAUGAAAAACUAGGCCAACCAUCCACCGUUGCGAUUGCAGAACAAAAUAGAUCGGCAUCAUGGAGCAGAGCUGCUACACCGAGUUCAAGUUCCCCAGUCUGGGACGAGGUAGAAGAGCUCGUCAGGUCCAAGCUAGAAGGCAUGCUGGUCGACUUCCUGACGGAGAUGAAAAAUUGCUGCACUACGCCUGCUGCUCGUGUAGGUGGUGACAGUGAUGCUGCUGCUGCUACAACGAGUGCGCGUGCCAGCCACUCAUAAUCGUAUUAUAUGAUGCUCGAAUCUCUAUGUAAACAACGAAUUAUUUGUUACCAAGUACGUGCUGGAGGUUCUCGUGGCAUUAAUUCAAAAGUUGUUUGUGGAGCAGCAUGUCAUUUUAGAAUGCGGAGUAUCAAACUUCGUUUCAUAGCAGAAGUGCGAAUCUAUUUUCAGAAGGAAAUUAUUAAUUUGCAAAUGUCAUUCUCGUUUGAUUUCUCGUUCAAGCAAUUGAUUUUCUCAUGAUCAUUCUCUUCUCCAUUAGCUUCCAUGGCUUGAUUAAAUGUCCUCGAUUUAGUUUCGUUAAAUAAACACUAA
Messenger RNA from Hyalella azteca, 6106 nucleotides. RefSeq lists its product as uncharacterized. Gene Ontology annotation, biological process: reciprocal meiotic recombination; mismatch repair. Gene Ontology annotation, cellular component: nucleus. Gene Ontology annotation, molecular function: ATP-dependent DNA damage sensor activity; ATP binding; mismatched DNA binding. Bases 44 to 5794 code for a protein of 1916 amino acids. The record is from RefSeq and is a predicted model, not a curated record. NCBI's taxonomy places the organism in Eukaryota, Metazoa, Arthropoda, Malacostraca, Amphipoda, Hyalellidae. The transcript is spliced from 19 exons.